Molecule: messenger RNA, 1461 nt
Organism: Ceratosolen solmsi marchali
Lineage: Eukaryota; Metazoa; Arthropoda; Insecta; Hymenoptera; Agaonidae
Product: transmembrane protein 208
Exons: 5
Coding region: 522-1055 (177 amino acids)
Biological process (GO): vacuolar protein processing
Cellular component (GO): intracellular membrane-bounded organelle
Source: RefSeq, a predicted model, not a curated record
CAGCAAACUAAUAGCUCCGUACUUACGCUCUUGGAAUGGAAAUAGUUAAUUCUCAGAUAGAGUUGUGAUCAAAGAGACAUUUUGUCAAACCACUUGCCUAAGACUUCAAACAUAAUUAACUAAAUCGGCUUAACUUAACAAGUGUUCGAAUGGCCGCGAACCACUGCAUUCUUCACCUCGCAUGGCACACAGUGCACCCCUACACUCGACUCAACUUUAUAAUUUCACACUGCAAAUUGUUUACCUCUCCUCCUAACCUGACCUGCUUGCAUUCCUAUACGAACCUAACCCUCGCAAUAAUUUUUAACUACUUGCAUAAAUUGCAUAUGUGGAACAGGCGUGCACCUAGGAGUUUGAGGUUAUCGAGUGUCUACACAUUUUGUCUGCCUUGACUUUCAAUAAGUUAUGUGGUUUAAAAACAGAUCGAACCACAACAAUUCAUUAUUACCGUCUUUAUCGGCAAUUCUUCUUGUUAUUUAAUAUAUUAGUGAUACAUACGUAUAUUCAAAUAUAGAUAAAUAAUGGCGCCAGCGACGAAAAGCAGUAAACAGGCUACAAAAGGCGUUAAGCAAAUAAGCGAGGAAAAUGAUUUAACGUUAAAUUUUUAUAGAAAUAUGAUUAUUGGAGCCCAUGGAACUUAUCUUCUUAUAAUGAGUAUUUUCUACGAAUUAACAUCGGUGGAAAUACUUUUAUCAGUAAUUUCCAUUAUAAUAAAUAUUGGCUGCUAUUCUUUUAUGUCUUAUACUACUCAAACAAAGCUCGCACCAUCCGGUCAAAUAUCUUACUCUGGCAUUGAUUUAAAUAUUGAAGGAGGAAUAGGCGAACAUCUUAAGGAUUUGAUUAUUCUUGCUUCUGGAAUUCAAUUGCUUUUGAUUCUGUCGAACUACUGUUCGCUGUUGUGGACAUUGGUGCCACUUCGAUUAUUGUGGGUAUUGUGGGUGAACGUUGUAUCUCCGUGGAUAUUUGCUGAGCCACCAGUUGUGACGGAAAAAUCCAAGAACAAGCAACGAAAGUUCGAAAGAAAACUAGCAAGAUCAGUUUACAGAAGUUAUUAAUAUUCCAUUUAAUCUACGUGUGAUUAACAGGAAAGUGAUUUUAAAAAUGGUUAGUCACGAUUUUUUUUUUUUUUACUUGACUGAGAUUUAUAAAGAAUGGCAAUUUUUUAAUUAAAGUCUGUCUCAAACACUUUAUACAAUCAAAAAUUCCUAAUCUGCAAUUCGUUUCUUCAUUUUUUCUUUUUCCGACUGAAAAAGAACUGCUCUUUGACCUCAAUUCCCAAAUUAAUCUCUUCGACAUUUCACAUUAUUUGGAAUGAACGUGUUUGUGUACAUCGUAUUAUCCAAUUAUACAUAGUGUAUCUUAUCUCCCAUAAUUGUACUCGAGAUGCAUUUAACGAGGAAUGAAAAAAAGAAGUGAUCUCAUACGAUGAUAAUAAAAGCAGAAUGAUAUUUUCAUUCAUUA